Passer domesticus (house sparrow) is the source of this 3035-nucleotide messenger RNA. It is a transcript of the gene KIF5A, whose product is annotated as kinesin family member 5A. Lineage: Eukaryota; Metazoa; Chordata; Aves; Passeriformes; Passeridae. The record is from RefSeq and is a predicted model, not a curated record. Gene Ontology annotation, biological process: microtubule-based movement; mitotic cell cycle. Gene Ontology annotation, molecular function: ATP binding; microtubule binding; microtubule motor activity. Gene Ontology annotation, cellular component: microtubule.
GGGCGCGGGGGGCGGCCCCCCCCCCCACCCGCCGGUCCCGGGGCUGCAGUGGCGACAGCAGCGGUCACAGGAGCGGCGACAGCGGCAGCUGCGGAGCCUCAGCCCCGCCCGGCGCCGCCUCCCGCAGCCCGCAAGGCGCAUCCCUGAGCAGCAGCAUCCUGCAUCCCUGAGCUGCAUCCUGCAUCCCUGCGUACCACCCGCAGCCUUGGGUACCACCCUGCAGUGCUGAGCAUCAUCCUGGGCAGCAUCCUGCAUCACUGAGCAGCAUCCGGCAUCCUUGGGUACCACCCUGCAGUGCUGAGCAGCAUCCUGCAUCCCGGACAGCAUCCCUGGGUACCACCCGGGCAGCAUCCUGCAUCCCUGGGCAGCAUCCUGCAUCCCUGGGUACCACCCGGCAUCUCUGAGCUGCAUCAUCCUGCAUCCCUGGGCAGCAUCCUGCAUCCCUGGGUACCACCCGCAGCCCUGGGUACCACCCUGCAGUGCUGAGCAUCAUCUGGGCAGCAUCCUGCAUCCUUGGGCACCACCCGGGCAGCAUCCUGCAUCCCUGAGCAGCAUCCUGCCUCCUUGAGCAGCAUCAUCCUGCAUCCCUGGGUACCACCUGCAUCCCUGGGUACCGCCCGGCAUCUCUGAGCUGCAGCAUCCUGCACCCCUGAGCAUCAUCCUGCAGCCGCGGGUGGCGCUCAGCAUCGCCGGGUGCCAUCCUGCCCCCGGUGCCAGCUGUCCCCAGGCUGCGAGCAGCGCCCCGGGUGCCCCCCCAGCCCCGUUGCCCCCCCGAGUGAAGCCCCCCGAGCCCCGGCAUGGCCGAGCCCAGCUCCGAGUGCAGCAUCAAGGUCCUGUGCCGCUUCCGGCCGCUCAACCAGGCCGAGAUCCUGCGGGGGGACAAAUUCCUGCCCGUGUUCCAGGGGGACGACAGCGUCGUGGUGGGGGGCAAGCCGUACGUCUUUGACCGCGUGUUCCCCCCGAACACCACGCAGGAGCAGGUGUACCACGCGUGUGCCAUGCAGAUCGUCAAGGAUGUUCUGGCCGGGUACAACGGCACCAUCUUCGCCUACGGACAAACGUCAUCGGGCAAGACCCACACCAUGGAGGGGAAGCUGCACGACCCGCAGCAGAUGGGGAUCAUCCCCCGCAUCGCCCGCGACAUCUUCAACCACAUCUACGCCAUGGACGAGAACCUGGAGUUCCACAUCAAGGUGUCCUACUUUGAGAUUUACCUGGACAAGAUCCGGGACCUGCUGGACAUGACCAAGACCAACCUGUCGGUGCACGAGGACAAGAACCGCGUGCCCUACGUCAAGGGCUGCACCGAGCGCUUCGUGUCCAGCCCCGAGGAGAUCCUGGAUGUCAUCGACGAGGGGAAAUCCAACCGGCACGUGGCUGUCACCAACAUGAACGAGCACAGCUCCCGCAGCCACAGCAUCUUCCUCAUCCACAUCAAGCAGGAGAACGUGGAGACCGAGCAGAAGCUCAGCGGGAAGCUCUACCUGGUGGACCUGGCGGGCAGCGAGAAGGUGAGCAAGACGGGGGCUGAGGGGGCCGUGCUGGACGAGGCCAAAAACAUCAACAAGUCCCUGUCGGCGCUGGGCAACGUCAUCUCGGCGCUGGCCGAGGGCACGAAGGCCUACGUGCCCUAUCGCGACAGCAAGAUGACGCGGAUCCUGCAGGACUCGCUGGGCGGCAACUGCCGCACCACCAUGUUCAUCUGCUGCUCGCCCUCCAGCUACAACGACGCCGAGACCAAAUCCACGCUCAUGUUCGGCCAGAGGGCCAAGACCAUCAAGAACACGGCCUCGGUGAACCUGGAGCUCACGGCCGAGCAGUGGAAGAAGAAGUUCGAGAAGGAGAAGGAGAAGAACAAAGCGCUGCGGGAGACGCUGCAGCGCCUGGAGGCCGAGCUGGGCCGCUGGAGGAGCGGCGAGGCCGUGCCCGAGACGGAGCAGCUGAGCGAGGCCGAGGCGGGCACGGGCCCGGGCGAGGGCACGGGGGGGGCCCCCGAGGAGCCCCCCCUGAACGACAACAGCUCCUCCAUCGUCAUCCACAUCUCGGACGAGGAGCGCCACAAGUACGAGGAGGAGAUCCGCAAGCUCUACAAGCAGCUGGAUGACAAGGAUGACGAGAUCAACCAGCAGAGCCAGAUCAUGGAGAAGCUCAAGCAGCAGAUGCUGGACCAGGAGGAGGUGCUGGCAGCAGCCCGCGGCGGGGGCGAGGCGGCGCGCCGGGAGCUGGCGGCGCUGCGGGCCGAGCACGGCGCGGCGCGGGCCGAGGUCACCGAGGUGCUGGCGGCGCUGGAGGAGCUGGCCCGGAGCUACGACCGCAAGGCCCAGGAGGCCGAGGACACCGGGAGGCACAACCGGCGGCUGGCCGACGAGCUGGCCCGCACCGAGGCCACCACGCUGUCGCUGGAGUCGGAGCUGUCGCGGGCGCGGGAGCUCGGGGGGCAGCAGCGGCGCCGCGCGGCCGAGGUGCUCAACGGGCUCCUGCGGGACCUGAGCGAGCUCAGCGCCCUCGUGGGCAGCGGCGACAUCAAACUGCCGGUGGAGGUGAGCGGGGCCAUCGAGGAGGAGUUCGCCGUUGCCCGGCUCUACAUCAGCAAGAUCAAGUCGGAGGUGAAGUCGGUGGUGAAGCGCUGCCGGCAGCUGGAGAGCCUGCAGGUGGAGUGCCACCGCAAGCUGGAGGUGACGGGCCGCGAGCUGUCCUCCUGCCAGCUCCUCAUCUCCCAGCACGAGGCGAAGAUCCGCUCGCUGACCGAGUACGCGCAGAGCCUGGAGCUGCGCAAGCGGCACCUGGAGGAGGCGCACGACGCGCUCGGGGAGGAGCUGGCCAGGCUGCAGGCGCAGGAGGCUGCACAGGGGGCAGCUCGGAAGCAGCGCGAGCAGGAUGAGACCCAGGACACGGACGAGGUCAAGGCGGCGCUGGAGCUGCAGCUCGAGAGCCAGCGCGAGGCCCAGCACAAGCAGCUGGCGCGGCUGCGCGACGAGGUCAACGAGCGGCAGAAAACCAUCGACGAGCUGCGGGAGUGAGUGACCCCGGCCACA